Eruca vesicaria subsp. sativa (arugula) is the source of this 771-nucleotide messenger RNA. The record is from the annotation of a GenBank genome assembly. Lineage: Eukaryota; Viridiplantae; Streptophyta; Magnoliopsida; Brassicales; Brassicaceae.
AUGGACAUCACAAGAAACAGCACUACCAAGCUCCAUCUUCAAACUCAGUCUUUGUUUCCUCCUAACAUGGAGAGAACUUUAGAUGUUGAGCCAAGAAUUAGCACAAACCCAUUUGCAGAAGAUUUCAUCAAAUCACUACCAAUUUCAUCAAACCAAACCAGUAUCAGCAGCAGUAGUGAGAUGGUGAAUGAAAGAAGACAGAGUUUCUCAUCACAAAAGAGCAUUGGAGAAGGAAGAAGCAGUGGACAGAGAAGAGUGAUGUUAAUGGAGUCUCCUUGCACUCCAGGCAGAGGUGUCUUCAGUUUCAGUAGCAGCCUCUCUGGGAGAAGAAGAAACUUCCCUUCUAAAUGGGAUGAUGCCGAGAAAUGGGUCACCUCCAGUCAUGAUUCUCCAGCACAUCCCCUCAAAACCAGUCACAUGUGUAAUAACUCCCACUUUGAUGGCUUCAAGAACCAUCAAACCCUUAAAGAUGUGCAACCGAUUCUUCCAUCAACAGAAGGGUUUAUAUUCAGAGAUCUCGAGGAAGAAGAAGAAGAAGCUCAAGUCCAACACAGAGACAUGGGAACAGAGAUGACACCAGUGGGAAGCGUAACGACUUCAAGAUGUCACACACCCUUCAAAAGCACGUCUCCAGCGAGACACAACACGCCUUCGAACAUGUCCGGACCGUUAACAGAAACCAAAAACGUUAUAGACAUCUCCGAGUUCGCAGACAAGUUAAGACUCAGUGGGUCAGCUGCGACUCAGUUUUAUAACUCGGUGACGAGUUAA